Messenger RNA from Arabidopsis lyrata subsp. lyrata, 412 nucleotides. RefSeq names its product putative defensin-like protein 148. The record is from RefSeq and is a predicted model, not a curated record. The transcript is spliced from 2 exons. Lineage: Eukaryota; Viridiplantae; Streptophyta; Magnoliopsida; Brassicales; Brassicaceae.
AGCACUAUCAAUUCAUUUUCUAUCAUCUAGGAUGAGCAAAUCCUGUCAACUCUCGUUUACCAUUCUUAUUGUCUUCACAAUUGUUGUCUAGGUUUGUGUGGUUGGAAAUGUGGAGCAAAAAAGCCAAGAUUGGUGUUGGAGCGUUGUAAACAAAGACCGUUGUCUUCAGAAAGAGUGUGAAUCUCUGUGUUUGAAAAAAAAUCCAAAAGGAAAAUUUAUUUGCGCACCUUCAACCCCGGGAGGACCUUUUCAAUGUCAAUGUCGUCAUCCUUGCCGUUAAGUCUGUUUUUUUUUUUUUUUAAACAAAAAAAUCUCAAAUAAUGCAAAGACAUGUUUAGAAUAUGUGAUUUUGCUAAGAUAUGUUUUUAUGAUAAUAAAAGGUUUUUUUAUUAUUAUUAUUGUAUGUUUAUUA